Messenger RNA from Sphaeramia orbicularis (orbiculate cardinalfish), 2126 nucleotides. It is a transcript of the gene ptp4a2b, whose product is annotated as protein tyrosine phosphatase 4A2b. The transcript has 7 exons. Lineage: Eukaryota; Metazoa; Chordata; Actinopteri; Kurtiformes; Apogonidae. Gene Ontology annotation, molecular function: protein tyrosine phosphatase activity. Gene Ontology annotation, biological process: protein dephosphorylation. The record is from RefSeq and is a predicted model, not a curated record. Bases 434 to 958 code for a protein of 174 amino acids.
GCUCCUCCCCAACAACAGAUUCCGACCUCCGACGAGAAUUGAAGCUGCCACAUUGAAGAGGAACAAAAAGGCGACCUGACAGCGGUUUCUGCACUCCCUCUACUUUCUCCGGGGUAGUCACGGGAUUUCAAUGUUCAGCCUGCUCUUUGGUUUCCGUGUUGACUUGAGCCGUACCUAUAUGGCGUGUGUGAGCGGAGAAUUCUGCCAGGCACAGCACCUCACCUCAGCGGAGAAGUGAAUCGGCCACCCUUUGAGGGACUACGCUACCCAGAAACCCCCCUGACUGCCAGCACACUAAGAACUGCUGACUCCAAAGCCCACCUGGGAUAUUGCGUAGUCCUUGCCACGACUGCCCUGCCCUGUCCCAACCGAUACGAAAAAUCUUUGCUUUCAACUUUCUCCUUGAACAGCCAAUCACAAACAGCUCUCCUGAAUGGGCCGUCUCGCCAACAUGAACCGCCCCGCUCCAGUCGAGAUUCCCUACGAGUGCAUGAGGUUCCUCAUCACCCACAACCCCACCAAUGCCACACUCAACAAGUUCACCGAGGAACUGAAGAAGUUUGGGGUGAACACGCUGGUGAGAGUUUGCGAUGCCACCUACGAUAAGGCUCCAGUAGAGAAGGAGGGAAUCCAGGUUCUGGACUGGCCCUUCGAUGAUGGUGCCCCUCCCCCUACCCAGAUUGUAGAUGACUGGCUCAAGCUGCUGAACACCAAGUUCCGAGAAGAACCCGGCUGCUGCAUUGCUGUGCACUGUGUUGCAGGGCUUGGCCGAGCUCCAGUCUUGGUGGCCUUGGCCCUCAUUGAGUCUGGGAUGAAGUAUGAGGAUGCUGUGCAGUUCAUAAGGCAGAAGAGACGUGGAGCCUUCAACUCCAAACAGCUUCUUUACCUCGAGAAAUACAGACCCAAAAUGCGUCUGCGGUUUAAGGAUACUAACGGCCAACACUGCUGUGUGCAGUAGGCUGCCCGUCAGUGCAUCUUUCUAUGCGCAUUUAGUUGGUAAUCUUCCAACAAGGGGAGAUAACAAAUGAAGAGAGUGCUAUCAGUAAUUAUUGUGAUGAUUUGUUAACACUGAGUCAUGGUUUAUUGAUCAGAGAGAAAGCGAGUGAUUGAAUGAAUGAAUCCAGAUCUGGGGAUCCACCAGCCGAACCAAUGAAUGGAAGGUCAAAGCACACAGAUAGGCCCGCCUCCCGGUUACACUGCUCAACCACGGGCCACAAUUUUUCAACUUGAGUCCAUCCUGUUUCUUUUUUUUUUUUUUUUUUUUUUUCAGUUGUAAUUAUUGGGUAACAUUUUUCCAUUUUGUGAAUUUUUUUUUUAUUUUUUACACAAAUGAUGGUGAUGAAAAUGUAAUAUUAAACAAUAUUUUACAGUAAUUAUGGAUAUUAUGAUUGGGCCAGAAAAAUGUACCUUUUUGAAAUAUUUUUAAACUUUUUGAACAAUGUGAUUGUCCAUUUUGGUAUUGGGGUCUUUUUUUUUUUUUUUGCACAAAAAACUCGAGGUUCACCUGAAAAUGCAGUAAUGUUUUCCUUUUACCCUUCACUUGCUUAAAGUCACUUUGAGUUUAGGGGUUCACUGAGUUUAACUGUGUCUGCAAUAUUUAUUCACAAGUUAUGAUAUGUGUGGCAGUUAAGAGUUUGGCAGGGGUAAAGGACACUUUUGUUAUCCAUUUUUUUUUUUUAUUAUUAUUCAAGAGCCAUGUGUUUUUCUUUUUUUUUUUUUGUCCUUUUUUUUUUUUUUUUUAAAUCUUGUUGGAGUGCAAUAAUCAGUCCACCUCACCUCAGACGAUCCCACAGAAACCCUGCUGACAUCCUACACACACACACGCAUACACACACACAUAUACAUAUAUACACACAUCGUUUUCUGAUUGUCAUUCAGGCAGAUAAGCAUGGAAAAAACCCUCCUGCAACAGGUACUUCUCCCCCAUUCGUUCUUCUUAACAGGGCUAAAGUAGGACUUCCCUAAAUAUGCAUAUUUAACUCGUAUUCGCAGAGCCUAAGAUCCAACCUGAAAGACAACGUGGAGAAGAAUGAAUAUGGUCAGUUUUUUAUCAUUGUACCCAUUUUGAAAACAUCCCCAAUUCGUAUUGGUUCUUUAAAGAUAAAUAAAAUCAAAUAAAAAGCAUA